This is a messenger RNA of Opisthocomus hoazin, 1149 nucleotides long. Lineage: Eukaryota; Metazoa; Chordata; Aves; Opisthocomiformes; Opisthocomidae. The record is from RefSeq and is a predicted model, not a curated record.
AUGUCGGAGUUCUGGCUAAUUUCUGCCCCGGGAGAUAAAACAAAUCUGCAGGCAUGGGAGAGAAUGAACACGGUGACGUCUAAAUCCAACCUGUCCAGCAACAGCAAAUUCCAUAUUCCAGACCUAAAGGUGGGGACACUGGAUGCUCUUGUUGGUCUGUCAGAUGAGUUGGGAAAACUUGAUAGCUUUGCUGAAAGUGUAAUAAAGAAAGUAGCCCAGUACAUAGGAGAAGUUAUGGAGGACUCGAAAGACAAAGUCCAGGAAAAUCUUCUGGCCAAUGGAGUUGACCUGAUCAGCUACCUGACACGGUUUGAGUGGGACAUGGCCAAAUAUCCCAUAAAGCAGCCGCUGAAGAAUAUCUCAGAAGCAUUAGCAAAGCAAGUGACUCAGAUAGAAACAGACCUAAAGACCCGAUCAGCUGCGUACAACAACAUCAAAGGAAAUUUGCAAAGCCUGGAGAAAAAAACGGUGGGAAAUCUGCUGACUCGAACGCUAGCAGACAUUGUGCAUAAAGAAGACUUUGUUCUGAAUUCCGAGUAUCUUAUCACGCUGCUCGUCGUGGUGCCAAAGUCAAGCUACGUGCAGUGGCAGAAGACCUAUGAAUCCCUCUCUGAUAUGGUAGUGCCUCGCUCCACCAAAAUGAUUGCUGAGGAUGCAGAGGGAGGACUCUUCACUGUCACCUUGUUUAGAAAAGUGAUGGAGGACUUCAAGGCUAAAGCCAGGGAGAACAGGUUCAUGGUUCGAGAAUUUUAUUUUGAUGAGAAGGAACUGAAAUGUGAAAAGGAAGAGCUGAUGAAACUAGCUUCUGAUAAGAAACAACAAUAUGGCCCGUUACUGCGCUGGCUGAAAGUGAACUUCAGUGAAGCAUUUGUGGCUUGGAUUCACGUGAAAGCCUUGCGAGUUUUUGUUGAAUCUGUCCUGAGGUACGGCCUCCCCGUGAAUUUCCAAGCAAUGCUGCUGCAGCCAAACAGGAGAUCUGUGAAACGCCUGAGAGAUGUCCUGAAUGUGGUCUUCAAGCACCUGGAUGAAGUUGCAGCAGCAAGUAUAAUGGAUCCUGGCAUGGACAUCCCUGGCUUACAGCUGAGUAAUCAAGAAUACUAUCCUUACGUCUACUUCAAGAUUGACCUCAGUAUUCUUGACUGCAGUUAA